Rhinichthys klamathensis goyatoka is the source of this 662-nucleotide messenger RNA. RefSeq lists its product as uncharacterized. The transcript has a single exon. Bases 27 to 662 code for a protein of 211 amino acids. The record is from RefSeq and is a predicted model, not a curated record. NCBI's taxonomy places the organism in Eukaryota, Metazoa, Chordata, Actinopteri, Cypriniformes, Leuciscidae.
GCCUUAACAUCAAAAAGACCGAGUAUAUGGAGUGCGGACCCCAAACCGACGGGACAAUCAGAGUUGGAGGGCAGCCAUUAAACAAAGUCACCGAAUUUAAAUAUCUUGGUUCUCUAAUACGGAGUGACGGGGACUCUCUUCCCGACGCCCGAGCCCGAGUCAACACAGCAUGGCUUAAAUGGAGACAAGUCACAGGCAUUCUCUGUGACCGUCGAAUGCCCAUAUCACUCAAGGGCAAGAUUUAUAAAACCGUUGUACGUCCGGUCGCGUUGUACGGUUCCGAAUGUUGGCCAGCCACCAUCAAACAUGAGCAGUCCCUCCAUGUUAUGGAGAUGAAGAUGCUCCGCUGGUCCCUCGGCCUCACGCGAUUCGACCGCGUCAUGAAUGAAGAUGUCCGAAGGCGCAUGGGCGUGGUGCCCAUAGUCCAAAAGAUGCGUGAAGCCCGACUCUGCUGGUAUGGCCAUGUCAUCAGAAGUGGAGAUGAGACAACGGUGAAAACGGCCUAUAAUCUAUCACCACCCGGACAACGACCGCGUGGCCGGCAGAAAAAGCGGUGGCUCGAUCGUCUGGCGGAAGAUAUGCGCGCAGUAAAUAUCACCACUGAAGAUGCCCUGGAUCGAGCCAAGUGGCGAAAAGCAUGCAAGCAAGCGGACCCUAUAUAA